Messenger RNA from Suncus etruscus (white-toothed pygmy shrew), 1565 nucleotides. It is a transcript of the gene SHARPIN, whose product is annotated as SHANK associated RH domain interactor. The record is from RefSeq and is a predicted model, not a curated record. The coding region runs from base 1 to 1218 and encodes 405 amino acids. Gene Ontology annotation, biological process: proteasome-mediated ubiquitin-dependent protein catabolic process; protein linear polyubiquitination; positive regulation of canonical NF-kappaB signal transduction. The transcript is spliced from 9 exons. Lineage: Eukaryota; Metazoa; Chordata; Mammalia; Eulipotyphla; Soricidae. Gene Ontology annotation, cellular component: LUBAC complex. Gene Ontology annotation, molecular function: ubiquitin binding; ubiquitin-protein transferase activity.
AUGGCACCGCCCACGGGUGGCUCGGCCGCGGCGGCGGGGACGGCGGCGGCCUCGGAGGCGAGCCGGGAACCGGACCCCGUCCCGGCCGCCGUGCUGUUGUCCGUGCACGCCGCCGUGCGGCCGCUGGACGCGGGUCCGGAGGCCGAGGCGCCGCUGCGGAGGCUGCAGCUGGUCGCGGAGCCCGCGCGGCCCGGGUGCUUGCGGCUGCGGCUGCUGCGGGGCGCGGGGCCCGGGGCGGUCCCCCUGGAAUGGCCCCUGGAGUCGGUCUCGUACGUGGUCCGGAGCCCCCACCUGCACGAGCUGCGGCCGCCGCCCGGAGGCCCCGGGGCCCUCCGCCUGCACUUCCCCGACCUUCUGGAGGCCCAGCAGUGGGCCGCCCUCGUCCGCGGAGCCGCUGCGGAGGGACAGAGCGAUGGUAAGAGCUCACGCCCUGGCCCUGGCCUAGCAGCAUGUCCUGUUUCCCCACCUGCUCCUCUUAGAGCCACCCCACCCAAAGUGGAUGCGUCUUACAGCUCUACAGACUUAGUGGAGAAAGAGGAACUGGCUGGGCGCCUGGCUCAUGCCAUUGCAGUGGGGGACACACAGGGUGCUGGGGAAGCAGCAGCCAUCUUGGCCCGCCAGCAUGCAGCUCUCAAGGUCUGGCUCCAAGAGGCCAGUUUCACGGCUGGACCCAUCAGGCUGCAGGUCACUGUAGAGGACGUGGCGUCCUCUGCCCGUGUUGUGCUUCAGGUUCACCCCCACCACACUGUAGCAGCCCUCCAGGAGCAGGUCUUCUCUGAGCUGGGCUUCCCUCCAGCUGUGCAGCGCUGGGUCAUCGGAAAGCGUCUUUGUGUGCCUGAGCUCAGCCUGGCAUCCUAUGGUGUCUGGCAGGAUGGGGACCCUGCUUUCCUUUACCUGCUCUCAGCCCCACAGGAAGCUGCAGGACCCAGUCCGCCACAUCCUCAGAAGUGCAGGGAGCUAGGGAAUUGGCUCCCUCAGUUGCUGCGGCUGCCCCAGGCUCCUCAGCUGGUCAACAGCAGCCUUCCCAGCCCCCUUCAGCCAGGCUGGUCCUGCCCAUCCUGCACCUUCAUCAACCUCGUGAGUAGGCCGAGCUGUGAGAUGUGCGGUACCCAGAGGCCCUGUGCCUGGGACAGCCAUCUAUCCCCCAAGGUCGCACGGAGAGAGGGUGGCCUCUCCCUCCAAGGCCCACAGCCCCUGGACUCCCACUUGAACCCCUAACUAGCAGGAAGGAUUGGCAGCCUUUGUUUAAGACACUGAUGGGCUUGAGUGAUAAGACAGUGGGGAAAGCACUUGCCUUGCACCAGACCUACACAGGUUCAACGCCCAUAUCCUAGCGUCCCCCCAAGCACCACUAGGAGUGACUCCUGAGUGAAGUGCCAGAAGUAACCCCUGAGCAUCAUCAGUCAUGACCACUAAAACUAAAAAUUCUUGUAAAAAAGAUGCUCAGAGGAGGUAAAAAGAUAGCACAGCAGGUAGGGCACUUACCCUCAUAUAUCCAGCUGACCAGGGUUGGGUCUCUGGCAUCCCAACUAAAAACCCAAAUAAAUAAAAGAUGCUGUGAACCA